CAUAUGAGUGUUUUUGUUUGUUUUGUUUUAUUUUGUUUUGUUUUGUUUUUCCCUGUAUGAGCUACUUUAGUUCAGUUUUGUAAUAAAUUAUGUCAUCUGUCACAGAUAACGGGAAUUGUAACGACAUAACUGUACCACUGGAUAAGGAGCAUCCGCGUCUCCUCAUCCCUGAGCUGUGCAGACUCUUCUAUCAGCUCGGAUGGGUGACAGGAACAGGAGGUGGAAUAAGCCUUAGACAUGGGGACCACAUUUAUAUCGCCCCAUCUGGAGUUCAGAAGGAAAGAAUACAGCCAGAGGACAUGUUUGUGUGUGAUAUUGAGGAACGGGACAUCAGCACUCCUCCUGCAUGCAAGAAACUAAAGAAGAGCCAGUGCACGCCACUGUUCAUGAAUGCGUAUACCAUGAGGGGAGCCCAAGCGGUAAUUCAUACACACUCGAAGGCUGCUGUGAUGGCCACUUUGCUGUUUCCUGGCAAGGAGUUUCGCAUCACACACCAAGAGAUGAUCAAGGGGAUUCGUAGAGGAAAUUCGGGCUCCAAUUUCAGGUACGACGAGACACUGGUGGUGCCCAUCAUUGAGAACACGCCAGAGGAGAAGGACCUGAAGGAGCGCAUGGCCAGAGCUAUGGAGGAGUACCCAGAUUCCUGUGCUGUGCUCGUCAGACGGCAUGGAGUCUACGUGUGGGGAGAGAGCUGGGAGAAAGCCAAGACCAUGUGUGAAUGUUAUGACUACCUGUUUGACAUUGCUGUGCAGAUGAAGCAGUGUGGUUUAGACCCAGCCGCACUUCCCGCUGAAGCUAAAGGCAUUAUUUAAUCUGACUCACUGCUGACGUCUGGAUGACGCUCACUUUCUUUUAGAGAAGCAGACAAUGAGGCACAAAUUGAAUACUGGUAAUCAGAAAGAUUCUGUCUCCACCAAUCAGAUAUCAGCUGGCAUGAUGUGUCAUACUUGUUACAAAUGUUAUUAUGAAUAUUUCAUAAUUAAGGAUAAUAAAGCAAUAUCUGAUUAA
Pangasianodon hypophthalmus (striped catfish) is the source of this 1008-nucleotide messenger RNA. It is a transcript of the gene apip, whose product is annotated as APAF1 interacting protein. Gene Ontology annotation, molecular function: metal ion binding; methylthioribulose 1-phosphate dehydratase activity. NCBI's taxonomy places the organism in Eukaryota, Metazoa, Chordata, Actinopteri, Siluriformes, Pangasiidae. The record is from RefSeq and is a predicted model, not a curated record. Gene Ontology annotation, cellular component: cytoplasm. The transcript has 7 exons. Bases 90 to 812 code for a protein of 240 amino acids.